Messenger RNA from Trichosurus vulpecula (common brushtail), 2475 nucleotides. RefSeq names its product protein KHNYN-like. Gene Ontology annotation, cellular component: nucleus; cytoplasmic ribonucleoprotein granule. The record is from RefSeq and is a predicted model, not a curated record. NCBI's taxonomy places the organism in Eukaryota, Metazoa, Chordata, Mammalia, Diprotodontia, Phalangeridae. Gene Ontology annotation, molecular function: mRNA binding; RNA endonuclease activity.
AUGCUCCCCUCGGGGGCCACUCCUGGGACCACGGACCGUUUCUCGGUGCCGGCCGAUGCGGAGGAUAUGGUGCUUAAACAGUGGCCUCAAGUGGAACGUAUCUUCAGGGUGCUGCUGAGUGUCCUUGAGAAGACCUGCCCGGGGAGGCCCCACAUCUGGCUGCAGCUGGAGGCACCCCAAAAGAAUGUAGGCAGAGCCAAGGAGUACCUGAAAGGCCUUUGUAACCCAGAAGUGUGGGAGGAAGUCACCUAUCCUGCAGCCCUGCACUGUGUCUUCUUUGGAGCUGGGGGUCGCUUCCUAGAUUGCCUGUGUUGGGGUACCUCAGCUCACAUGGUGCCCAAAGCCCCAGGCUCUCUGUUAUUGGGGGGCCUGAUUGAAGCCUUUGUCAUGGCCCAGAGCAGGAUGGAAGAUCUGUUAGGGCGACUGAGGCAAGAUGGUCUCCAGAGGCCACAGUCCAAGAGUGCCAGGAAACAAGUGACUCAGGCCUUCAAGGCCCUGGUUGGAAGCUAUGGGGAUGAACAAUCCAGGGCUCUCCUGGGUUUGCCGGUGUCUGUCCAGGAGUGGCUGUUAAACUUGGCAGAAGAGGCAGGUGGGGAGCAAGGGCUGCCAGAACCUCCUCUAGGACAAGAGAGGAGCCCAGUUCUGUUUGGGAAUGGUGGUUGGGAGGACCCCAUCAGAAGGACUCUGAGUGAGGGCAGAGAAGUCAGGGAGGAUGACACUGUCUCAUUGGGCACAAGGUCUGUUGACCAGGAAGGUAUUAGGGAAGGGGUUUAUGCUAGGGAAGAGUGUCUGCCUUCUGAUCCUGGAGAGAAAGACUGGGAAAGACUAUGGUCUGUGGGAAAGGAGGAUUCCGGGAGGAUUGGAGAACUGAUCAGGGAACAGGACCAGCAUACACAUAAUCUCUCUGGGCAAAGAAACUUGGAGAGACUAGAGAGUCCCAGGGAGGGAUUACCUGGGCAGAGGAACUGCGGGACGGAGGGGAUCCCUGAGGACAGAAAUUGUCCAUCUAGGGAAAGGAACUGGGGGAAGGAUGGGUUCCUUGGGGAGAAAGAUUGGAAUGGGGAUGGCUUGACUAUGGGGAGAGACUGGGGCAGAGAUGGGCACUUUGGGCAGGGGGAUUGUGGGAAAGGGAGACGUAAUAGGGAGGAGAACCAGGACAGAGUACAGGAUCUGGAAGGAAAAGGCUUAAAAAGAGAGGAGCUACCUGGUGACGUAUCCCAAGGAGAAGGUCCCCAGAGCCAAGAUCACUUCCCAAGCCCACACUCUGUCAAGGCUGACUUCCUCCUGGGGGUGAAUCAGGCUGCAGCUGGUUACUGUGGCCAUUGUCAGGCAGUGGUGUGUGACCGGCAGUGGAGGGGCCCCCUAAUGCCCCUUCAGCUCAACAAUGGAGAAUCCUCCCCACCAAUAGGGCCCAACCUUCUACCUGGGGCUCAGUCCACAUGGCUUCUUUCUCCAAAGCCUGGGAAUGCGCAUUCAGCGGGACUUGAGGGGCAGGAGCCUCCAAAGGGAAGCUUAGGUGGCACCACUGGUGGCAGCUCUGAGGUGACCAAAACCCAGUGCUUUCUGGAGGCCCUGAAGACCCCGUUUUCUUUGAACCUCACUAAUGUGCCUGGUGCAACAGGUCUUCGACAUGUUAUCAUCAAUGGCAGCAAUAUAGCUAUGAUCUAUGGCCUCCAGCAUUUCUUCUCCUGCCGGGGCAUAGCCUUAGCCGUGCAGUAUUUCUGGGAUCAGGGGCACUGGGACAUCACUGUCUUUGUGCCUCAGUGGUGCCUUAGGAAGGAUGCCAAGGUGAAAGAACGUCAUUUCCUGACUAAACUACAGUCCCUCUGCCUGCUCUCUGUCACCCCCUCUCGAAUUGUGGAAGGGAAGAGGAUUACCUCCUAUGAUGACAGGUUCAUGGUGAAGCUGGCAGAAGAAACUGAUGGCAUCAUCGUUUCUAAUGACCAGUUCCGAGACUUGUCAGAGGAAUCUGUGAAAUGGGCAGAAAUCAUCAGAGAGCGGCUGCUGCCUUGCACUUUUGUGGGGAACAUCUUCAUGGUCCCAGAUAAUCCACUGGGGCAUGAGGGCCCCACCCUGGAUGAGUUCCUCAAGAAACCAAAUGGGCCGCAGGCUUCGAAAGGUCGCUCAACUGGUCGCCGAGGGCCUCCCCAUAGCCAACCUUCCCGACCCAGCUCCAGGGCCUGAUCCCAGGUUCGAUCCGGAGCCCACCCUCAACCUCUACCUCGACCUCGAUCUCAGCCUCAACCUCACACCAGAGGCCUGACAGAAUCUGAAAUUCAGCCAAAGCAGCCGGAGCAAAAGGAGGAAGAUGAGGGAAUUAGUGGCUUACUAAGGGCGAGAGAGACUGAGCUCCAGCACAAGCUGCUGAAGGUGUUUUGGGGACAGGACCAUAAGGUGGACUUCAUCCUACAGCGGAACCCCUCUAAUAGGGACCUCAACCAGCUUUCAGAGGCCCUGCUCAGUCUGAACUUCUGA